Dunckerocampus dactyliophorus (ringed pipefish) is the source of this 5131-nucleotide messenger RNA. It is a transcript of the gene nadk2, whose product is annotated as NAD kinase 2, mitochondrial. Bases 497 to 1756 code for a protein of 419 amino acids. NCBI's taxonomy places the organism in Eukaryota, Metazoa, Chordata, Actinopteri, Syngnathiformes, Syngnathidae. Gene Ontology annotation, biological process: NADP+ biosynthetic process; NAD+ metabolic process. The transcript is spliced from 12 exons. Gene Ontology annotation, cellular component: mitochondrion. The record is from RefSeq and is a predicted model, not a curated record. Gene Ontology annotation, molecular function: NAD+ kinase activity.
CUGCCAAGUUGGAUUUUACGGGAAGCGCAUGCUUGUCUGGAGCCGUCGUUAAUAAUCCAGCAAUUUAUGAAUAUUGAACUCUUUUUUUUUAAAUGGUUGGUAGCGUGGGUAGGGCGCAGGCUUAAUUCUUAUUGUGGUAAGAUUUAAUCCAGUGGCUACAUGAAUCAUAGGAGCUCAUAUUGACGAGUUUUGAGCAAUCUGCUAGCUACUUACUGCUUUGUAUUGCUAGUAACUAGCCUCAUAAUAACUCAUAACAUUGGUUGUCCAAUGCCUAGUUAGCUAGUUAAAUGGCGGCUAACCACUGAGCCCACCGUUGUGUUACACGUUAACAAACCACGGCUGGGAAACUAAUAAAAGUAAGCGGAACAAGUAAGUUAGCUGGUGGAUUUGGUGACCUUCCCGACUCCUUUGAAUGGAAACGUAAUAGUAUCGAACCUGAGCGUCAUUCCACACAUUUAUUUGGACUUUUAUUUUUCAUUUAACAUUAAAUUGCAAUAUGCCUCGCCGUUCUGUGGCACACUUGAUGUGUUUUGGAAAUCAGGUGGCACAUGGAAGCUUAGUUCACACGUCAUCUCGCAACUUCUCUUCCAAACCAAAAUAUGGAUUCAAACCCGGGAAAGUAGCAGUGGUUACCAAGACGACCCGGUAUGAGUUCGAACAACAACGUUAUCGCUAUGCAGGUCUCUCUGAGGAGGAUUUGAAACAGCUGCUCGCUAUGAAGGGUUCCAGCUACAGUGGCCUGCUGGAAAGACAUAACAUCCACACGAACAACGUGGAGCAUAUUGUGAAAAGCCUACAGAAAGAAGGAAUUGACGUGCAAGUGGUGAAGAGGGGUGAAUAUGAUACAGAAGUAGUGCAAUGGGCAGAUGCCAUCAUCUCUGCUGGAGGUGAUGGGACAAUGCUACUUGUUGCCAGUAAGGUUUUAAGCAAGGACAAACCAGUUGUCGGCGUAAACACAGACCCUGAGAGGUCAGAAGGUCAUCUGUGCUUACCUGUUAAGUACACUCGCAAAUUCCCAGAGGCACUUGGGAAACUCUGCCGUGGUGAGUUCAGGUGGCAGUGGCGGCAGAGGAUUCGACUGCACCUUGAGGGCACCGGCAUAAAUCCCACUCCUGUAGACCUGCAUGAGCAGCAGCUGAGCCUGGAGCAGCACAGCCAAGCCCAUCGCAUCAGCACCAUGCACAAAAAACACAAGAUGGGAAUGCUGAAUGAGAGCUUCUCUCAGGCCAGUCUUCUUCCCAUCAGGAGCCUGAACGAAAUCUUCAUUGGAGAGUCUUUGUCCUCCAGGGCGUCCUACUAUGAGAUCUCAGUGGAUGACGGCCCUUGGGAAAAGCAGAAGAGCUCAGGGCUUAGCAUUUGCACAGGAACAGGAUCCAAAGCCUGGUCUUAUAACAUCAACAAACUUGCUGAACAAGCAGUGAAUGAGAUCCUAAAAAUAGGAAAAUAUGAGACUGGCCUUGAUAUUCCACUAAACCCUCAACUCAUUGAGAAGGUUACUGACGCGUACAACGAGUCACUGGUGUUCAGUCCCGAGGACAGACGUUUGUUCUUCAGCGUUCGAGAGCCGAUCGUCAACAGAGUGUUCUCCAGCAGCCGGCAGAGAGGCUUUGCUAGCAAAGUGUGUGUUCGCUCUCGGUGCUGGGACGCGUGCAUGGUGGUGGACGGCGGGACGUCGUUCGAGUUCAACGACGGUGCCAUCGCAACGAUCAGCAUGAGCGAGGAGGAUCAGCUCCGCACCGUACUUCUGGAUAACUGAGAGACACCGGCUUCUCCUCCGACACGUAGCCACUACUGCAGUACUCGCUUGGAGCGUGGGUUCAGGGAAGUACCGGUCUUUUAUUUAUUACACCCCCACCUCCCUCCCUUUUCUAUGUGGAAGUGGAGAAAGUUUGUCAAGAUAUUUUUGGAACAUAGUUUGAAUUUUUGUAGCUAAAAAGUGAGAGAGGUGUGAAUAAAUUGCACUAAGUAGAAGACACCAUAGGGAAAGGGUGUCCAAUGUGCGGCCCGGGGGCCACUUAAGCUAUUUUUUUAUUACCCCUCCACAGUCUAAAAACAUAAUUUAACAAGAAAACAAAACAACAGCAAAAAUGGACAAAUCAGCAGUAAUUUUACUAGAAUAAAGUCAAAAUAUUAACAAAAAAAGCAAUAAUCCAAUUUAAAAACAGUUGCAAUUUUAUGAAAAUAAACUUCUAUUAUUGUCAUUUUAGUAGCAUAGAGUUGAAAUAUAAAAAAAAAUGUUACUUUUUAAAAGUUGUAAUAUGAAAUAAGUUGUUGGAAAAUUAGGUUGGGGGAAAGGUUAUGUUAUGGGAGUUAAGUCAUCUAGCAAAAAGAACAUUCACAAAGACUAUUUAAGGAGGAAGUGGAAAUAUUUGGAAAGUUGUGGGGGAAAAAACAGCAAAAAUGGGGGGGGGGAAAAGCAAAGACCAAAGUUUUUUUCCAUGUUUGUCACACUUAAAUGUUUCAGAUCAUCAAACAAACUUAAAUAUUAGUCACUGACAACACAAAAUGCAGUUUUUAAAUGAAACUUUUCAUUAUUAAUGGAGACAAAAAACCCAAACCUACAUGGCCCUCUUGACCUUAAAAAGGCAGUUCAUGUCAGUGUGGCUGAAUUGCAACAAUUCUGCAAAGAUGAGUGGGACAAAAUUCCUCCACAGCGCUUUAAGAGACUCAUUGCAAGUUAUCACAAACGCUGGAUUGCAGUUGCUGCUGCUAAGGGGGGCCCAACCAGUUAUUAGGUUUGGGGGGCAAACACUUUUUCACACAGGACCAUGUAGGUUUGGGUUUUUCUCUCUCUUGGUAAUAAAAAGUUUCAUUUAAAAACUGCAUUUUGUGUUCCGUUGCGUUGUCAUUGACUAAUACUUAAAUGUUUGAUCUGAAAUGUAAAAUAAAAUAAAUAAAUACAAAUCAGUACACUUGUUCACAAAGCUGAGAUGCAGUUUUUUCUUGAAACCGAAAUAAGUUGUUAGCAAAAUAUCAAAGUGGCCCUUGCAUCCUUUCAUUUUUCUGUGUGGCCCCUCACUGGACGUUUGGACAUCCAUGGAGGACCAAAUGGGACACAAUUAAAUAAAUAAAAACAUCUUUAAAUUGUUAAUUAAAUGUGUCAUUAAAUCAAUAAAUAAAUCUUUCAAUAAUUGUCUUUAAUUAAAUCAAAUAAAUCUUUAAAUGUGUAAUUAAAUCAAUCAAUAACUAAAUAAAUGCUUCAAAUAAAUCUUUAAAUAAUUAAAUAAAAUACCAGUUCAUUUAAUGUAAAACCAUAUAUAAUUAUUUCACUAUUUAAUUAUGUCACUAUAGUGAAUUAUAUAUGGUUUUACAAUAAACUAACUGGCAUUUUAGUUAUGUAAUGACACAUUUAAUUAAAGAUUUCUUUAUUGAUUUAUUAAUUGAUUACACAUGUAAUUAGUUAUUUAAAGAUGUAUUUAUUUCAUUUUAUACCAUUUGGUCCUCCAUACCAUAGAGGUACUGCUGCUCCUUGCUAAAUGUUUGAUAGCAAAAGCAAUGUAGGUCAAAACUGAUUCACGUUUCUUUAUCAAGUGCUGUAUGUGGUUUAUUUUUCAAAGAUGAAAUCUGUCAUUUUUAAAAUAGCGCGUACUGUACAUGAAUAUACAUUGUAACAUCUCAAAAGUAUUGAGCCAUCUUUCCAUGACGUGCAAUGGAAUGUGCCAUCAGGGUCUUCCUUCUGAAUAAUGUCACUAUUUUCAAUAAAAACUCUUACACCUUUUUUUUUAAACUUCAUUUCACAUGCACACACACAGUACAUGUCAUGUUCAGAGAUGGUUGGAAAUCACAUAACAUAGCUGCCAGGUCCCUAAUCCUCUGAAAGCGAGAACUAGAGUAGUGGUCUUAAUAUUUCCCGUGGAAAGGUUGCUUGUGCGCUUUUAUUACAAUUUCAUUGAAUUCUUACAGUGUUUUAUGUCAUUACAUGUGUUUUGUGUAGUGUGACUGGCUAAGGAGUUAUUUAUAAGAUCAGAUUUUCACCAAAACCCGACUUCCAUCAGUGUUAAAGAACGGAACCCAAGGGCCACCUGGAUGGAGGUGACCUGUGAAAGCUAAUUCAAAGCAAAUCACCCUCAAACACACGGAAGCUUUAGGUACUCAGUGGUUUACUUGUUUGGCACAAUUGAAGGCAUAAAACAAAGUGUACAAACAUGAACUGUAACUUUACAACCAUGCUGAAAGGCUGCUAGAUCACUAACACGUUUACCUUUCAGCUGCAAUGAUCAUUUAUUGUAAACAAGUCAACGCGGCUAAAGUUCCAUCUUGGAAAAUAAAAACCUUAUAUUAAAAGUGACUGAUGGAGCAUCAUCAUAUCUUUUUCCCAUACAAAAACCCUCUUGAAUUUAAAAACGGUAAAACAUUCCAAGUGUUCAAAGAGCACAUAACUAGAUUCAUAAACAGAUGAUUAUCUCUACCUUAAAAAAACCUACAAACAUUCAUGUUUAAAAAGGCUGCUUUCACUUGGUCUUGAACAACAUGAAAGUGACAUCUCGCUUCAUGAAGACAAACAUCCCCACCACAAGCUUCAACUGAAAAAUCCCUACAACUUGAACCUCAGUCGACUUUUCCUGUUCCACAUGCUGAGGCCGCCCACAACGUCGGCAGGUGUGGGGCGGGCGAUGGCAGAGAAUGGCCAGGAGUUGAUGCAAAUGCCCGGGUUCUCUUUCCUCAGCACCGGCAGGUGGCUGUCGUUCACAAGGCCGAACACGUCCAGGUAAUGCAGCGUGCGGAAGGUUUUCCUGAGGUUGCUGCAAACGGAGCUCAAGUUAGUCGGCCACUCAAAACGCACCUGGUUGGUUGACGGCAAAGCUUACGUGAGGGCGGCGAUGUGAAUGUGGUAGCAGCGGCUCAAGGACAGAUGCAGCAGGUGUUGCAGCUCCGAGAGGACGGGGAAGCAGUCGGCCAUCAGCUGAGUACUGUCACUGGAACACAGGAAGAACUUACAGUAACCGCACCAAUACUGUGGUACCACACGACUACGAGGGCGUGUGUGGUGGUCCAAACCUGACCCUGUGAUGAAAGCACCGCUUCAGGUGCCUCAGCCCAGGAGCAAAAGCAAGCACACUUCAAAUAUAAGUGUACUUCCUCCACUAGGAAUGUGCUGCACAAAAUACAGCACUGUAGUAUUCCACUGUUC